AUGAUAUUCUUAACAACGAACCAGGCCAAGAUAUUGAGAAACAAUGCACUUAUGACAAAAAUGGUUUCGAACUUUCGCAAAGACAACGACUUCUCCGACGAGAAGGAAGAAAGUCAGCUUAUUUUAAGUAAAAUGCAAAACGUUUUGUGUAAAAACUUCCCGACGAUACCGUGCAACAUGAUCCUGCAAGACAAGGCGCUCAAAAAAUUAAUAGAAAAAUCCAUACAGCAAAUAAACUACAAGAAACUUUCUUUUGAAAAGACGACGCCCUUUCCCGGAUAUCUGACCCUUUUUCCCAUCGUAAAUAACGAUUUGUCGAGCCAACCGGCUCAGGAUAAAGUUUACUUCGUUAAAAAAGAUUAUAGAAAAGACACGCGCGAGAAAAGAAAGAAAAUCAAGACCAAAACGCACACAGCGGUAUACAACAGAAAGAAACUCCGUAAGUUUUACCCGCACAAAGUAAAAUACAGGGAUAAGACGAACAGGAAUAUUAAGGAGGACUUCGGUGAAAAUUCAGAGGAAAAGCUAUCAAUGUCUGUUGAAAUACCGGACAUGACCCAGACGAGGAAGCACCAACACUUCUCGUAUAAGAUGGAACCCGUCGAUCCGCCCGUUUGGAGAAUAGACUACAUGAAACACGGCGAGCCUAGUGUCAACAUGUUCGGACAAGAUGACGGGUUUCAUGGAUUUAUGAAAACAGGACCGAACGUGAUCGUAGACGGAAAUGUUGACACGCGGAAAGACGUUCUCCACCCAGACGUCUACAUUAAAAAUAAUUAUAUUAGAAAAAACUUAGAUACAAGGUCGGUUGCUGAAUAA
Molecule: messenger RNA, 819 nt
Organism: Vanessa atalanta (red admiral)
Lineage: Eukaryota; Metazoa; Arthropoda; Insecta; Lepidoptera; Nymphalidae
Exons: 1
Coding region: 1-819 (272 amino acids)
Source: RefSeq, a predicted model, not a curated record